AGUCCGAAAGCGGGAGUAGAGGUGAAAGCUACACUCUCUUCCGAGAGAGAGAGAGACAGGGGAACGUGUUCCAUAGAGAAGGAGAUGAAGCAUUAAUGGAGGGUUGAAACUGAUCAAUUGCAGAGAGAGGGAGCAACUGUAAUAGAAGAAUAUUGGAGAAAAUGAUGACAGGUUUAGUCCAUGAUCAAAAUCUGGAAAAGCAGAUAGAGAAGCAGAUGGGAUGCAUGGCUGGAUUCCUCCAGCUGUUCGAUCGUCACCAGAUUCUCUCCGGAAAACGCCUCUAUUCUACCAAACGCCUCGCUCCAUCUCUGACUGUUGAUUCUGCGUCCCCGUCAGAGAAAUCAGUCGGAUCUCCGACGUCGUUUAUAGAAGUACAGCAGCAGCCGCACCAACAAGAAUUACCGCAAUUGCGAGCCUCGCCGGAAUGUACCGAGACUCCGCCCGAGAUAUGCCCGCCGGUGACGGAACUGUCAAUUCCGGCGGAAAGUCCGGCGAGAAUGCCUCUUCCUUUUCAGGUUUUCGAAUACAAGGAAGGCUCGAGGUCUUCUUGGAAGUUUAAAGACGCACCAAGGCUGUCUCUGGAUAGCAGAGCAAGCUUUGAUGGAAAAGGAAGUCUCUGUCCCAGAGAGAUCCGAAAGAACGCGGCAAUUCUCUCGGCAGCACGGUGCGAUAGCUCUUCGGAAGCGACUGUAUCGGAGGAUAACGAGAAGCAGCAUCGUUCGCCUAGCGUCAUUGCCCGGCUCAUGGGGCUCGAAGCUCUCCCUGAGUCAUCUGGCGAAGCUCCGAACAAAGCCGAGUUACGGAGGUCUGCAUCGGAGUCUAGGGUCUCCAAAGACCUGCUUCAGUAUCGAUUCAUUGACAGGAACAAUUUCCAGCAGAAGCAGACUUUCCAGCCAAAUUCUGGAAGCCACGUUUCAAACAACGCCAAAAGAGACAAUGCAGCUUCAGAAGGUAAUAAAUCGAAGGUCCGGACACCGGAUUCCAUUGACUUCUGCAUCAGGAAACGGAAAAUCGAGCCACAGAAACCUCAGAAAGGAGGUUUACCUGCUUCGUCAUGGAAGUCGCAGCAGCAACGUAAGAGCUUUUUUGAUUCGCAGGAUUUCUUUCCGGAGCCAAAGCAGAGGGACUCACUUUAUGGAGAGAUCGAGAAGCGGUUGAAGAUGAGGGGAAUCGAUGAACCGGAAAAGGAUCUGGAGACGUUGAGACAGAUCCUCGUAGCUCUGCAACUCAAAGGGCUUCUGCACUCUAAAAGACCAAUGGAACAGAUCAAGCACCGGAAUUUCACCUACGGUCAGAGAUUUUACAGUGAAGAAUCCCCGAUAGUUGUCAUGGAGCCUUCCCGCUCCCCGGUUUCAAUCAACCGAGCUGGAAGAACGGGAACAGAGUCUCCUCCAUCAAGUUUCAGAUCCAGAGCUGGAGUUCGCCGGAAUCUAAACCUAGCCGGUGAGACCUUACCGCCGGUAAUCCCAAGGCGUGAACGGCCUGAAAUCGAUAGAAACCUGCAGAGAGCAAGAAAUUCAAGGUCCCCUGACCGUAACGAUAGCAGCGCGAAAAGUCCGAGUUCUCUUGCCAGGCGAAGACCGUUGAGCAUUCACACUCAGAAGAGAGGAGAUGAUUCUGUGGAGCUGAGAAGAAGCUCUCCCGUUCAUUCUCCAAAGAUUAUUGCUAAGGUCGCAUCUGACCACCAAACAGGCAGAUCACCAAGGAACAGGAAACCAGUGCCUGAUGUUUCAACGAAAGAGAGAAUUUUGAGGCAAGCUGGGGAUGAAUCAUCCACAAUUUCUGAGUGCAGCAUCAGUACAUCUUCUCAAGUCGACAUGGAGCAGUUGCAGAGACCAAAAAUGGAGGAACAGAAGGAAGGGAGGACCUUGUUGGAGAGGUGCGAUAAGCUGCUCCACAGCAUAACUGAGAUGAUUGCGGAUGAGUUGCAGCCGAGUCCCGUUUCGGUGCUAGACUCGUCUUUCUACAAGGACGAGUCCCCUUCACCUAUCAUGAAACGAUGUUUACACUUAAAAGAUCAAUCGGUAGAGCUGGAAGAAGAGAAGUGGAGCCCAUUGAUCUCGCCUAUCCGAUUGAAACCGGAAGAAGAGGGAUCAGAUGAAGACAGUGAUUUCCUGUAUGUGUCGGAGAUCCUACGAGCUUCCGAAUGUCUCCCGGAAGACACCGACAUAUUCUUGGUACUAGAGAAGCAACGCUACAAGUCGACGAGCUCCUCCAGAGAAUCCAUGCUACACCGGAAGCUAGUGUUCGACACGAUUACUGAAAUCCUCGACAGAAAGAAGCAGUUGCCACCGUGGAAGGCAGUGUCAGAGGUAAAUUGGUCGACGGGGAAGCCAUCAUUGUGGCAGAUAUGGUCGGAGUUCAAGAGAGGAAGAGAGAGGGAUGAAGGAGAAGACCUGUUCGAGGUAAUCUGUGGGGUGCUCCGGAAAGAUAUGGCCGGAGACAACAUCAACGGCUGGGAAGAUUGUCACAUGGAGAUGUCCGAAGCAGUGUUGGACAUCGAACGGUCCAUAUUCAAGGUUCUGGUUGAGGAAACGAUCCGAGAUGUCGCUUCCUUUCCCGGGAAAAACAGAGCACCGGCACCUCGAAGGAAGUUGGUUUUUUGAAAAGAUUAGAAAAAAGGGUGGGUGGUCUUUUCGCGCGCUUUCUUUUUUGCUCUUUCCUUUUUCUCUCUCUUUAAUUAUUAAAAGCUAAUAGCUAUAUUAUUACCCGGUGCAUCAGGUUUAAACGCAA
Macadamia integrifolia is the source of this 2733-nucleotide messenger RNA. Its product is annotated as protein LONGIFOLIA 1-like. Bases 162 to 2606 code for a protein of 814 amino acids. Gene Ontology annotation, biological process: regulation of monopolar cell growth. The transcript has 4 exons. NCBI's taxonomy places the organism in Eukaryota, Viridiplantae, Streptophyta, Magnoliopsida, Proteales, Proteaceae. The record is from RefSeq and is a predicted model, not a curated record.